Molecule: messenger RNA, 849 nt
Organism: Verticillium alfalfae VaMs.102
Lineage: Eukaryota; Fungi; Ascomycota; Sordariomycetes; Glomerellales; Plectosphaerellaceae
Product: CaaX farnesyltransferase alpha subunit Ram2
Exons: 1
Coding region: 1-849 (282 amino acids)
Biological process (GO): protein geranylgeranylation; protein farnesylation
Cellular component (GO): protein farnesyltransferase complex; CAAX-protein geranylgeranyltransferase complex; cytoplasm
Molecular function (GO): CAAX-protein geranylgeranyltransferase activity; protein farnesyltransferase activity
Source: RefSeq, a predicted model, not a curated record
AUGGCCGCCGAGGAGCAUUCCCCCCGCACGCUCCGGCUCACGGAGCACGUCAUCGCGAUGAACCCGGCCCACUACACCGUGUGGCUGUACCGGUUCAGGAUCAUCCAGGCGCUCGACCUGCCGCUCGACGACGAGUUUGCCUGGCUCAACGGCGUGUCGCUCGACCACCUGAAGAACUACCAAAUCUGGCACCACCGCCAGCUGCUGCUCGAUCACGUGCACGCGCGCAUCGGCUCGGACGCGGCGGCGGUCAAGAAGCUCGCGCACGACGAGUCGCACUUCCUGCGGCUCAUCCUCGCCGAGGACACGAAGAACUACCACGUCUGGAGCUACCGGCAGUACCUCGUGCGGCGGCUCGGCCUCUGGACGGCGCAGGAGCUCGCGGCGACGCAGACGUUCGUCGAGGAUGACGUGCGCAACAACUCGGCCUGGAGCCACCGCUUCUUCGUCGUCUUCAGCGACCCGGCCGCCUCGACGCCCGGCGCCCACGCCACGGCGCCCGACGCCGCCGUGCCCGCGGCGACGGUCGACCGCGAGAUCGCCUACGCCCGCGCCAAAAUCGCCGUGGCGCCCCAGAACCAGGCCCCCUGGAACUACCUCCGCGGCGUGCUCGUCAAGGGCGGGCGGCCGCUCGCGAGCGUCGAGAGCACGGCCGUCGAGUACGUGUGGCGCGUGGGCGAGGCGGACGGCGAGGACGUCCAGAGCAGCCACGCGCUGGACUUCCUGGCCGACGUGCACGCGGAGAAGGGGGAGACGGUCGAGGCGGCCACGUGUCUGGACCGGCUCGCGGAGAAGUGGGAUCCCAUCAGGGCGGGGUACUGGCGGUAUCGCAAGGCGCAGCUCGCGUAG